UAUUUGGAAGAUGUGAAGCUCUCAAGUGAUGGUGGACUUGAUGGUCGUUGCCUUUGCUACGGUCGCCUAUUACCUCACCUAGAACAAACUUUUGCUUCUCUAUCGGAAUCCGAAUCAAAGGCACUCUCACAGCUCGCUUGCACUUUAUGGGAAACUUUUUACCCUGUCAUCGAAAAGAAAGCCAUUGUUCAGUUCGACAAGAGCAUCUCACGGGAAUUAGAAAAUCCACUGUUAAAAACUCCAAGCAAAAAUCCUAAUCUCCCAGGCAUGAAACGCCGACGCGAUAUUUUUCCUAUCUCCAGGUUUCACAAAUUAAAUGAUGAACGUUCUCUCCUUGAUCGACCCUCCGUUUGCCUGCACAUUAACGACGCCAGUCUUCUUGACAAGUUUUCUGAUUGCAUGAUACCGGAGCUUGAAGAAGAAAGGCAGCGGGAUGAGGCCAAUAACAUUUCGAACGUAAACCAAAAUGUAAAAUCAGAGGAUGGAGUUGUUUACUAG
This is a messenger RNA of Protopolystoma xenopodis, 498 nucleotides long. The record is from the annotation of a GenBank genome assembly. NCBI's taxonomy places the organism in Eukaryota, Metazoa, Platyhelminthes, Monogenea, Polystomatidea, Polystomatidae.